AUGCGAAUUGAUGCUUUGGUUUUAUCGUCCAUUACUUCUCCAACUCCAGCAGUGAAGAUUGACAUAAACCAAUGGCCAUAUUUGAGAGACAUAGAUUUGGCGGACAACCGUUUCGGUACGCCUGGAACUAUCGACGUUCUGAUCGGCGCGGACGUGUGGGGGCGACUCAUUGAAGGUAAAGUCAUCGGUGGAGGACCAGACGAACCUUUUGCCCAGCGUACCCGCUUUGGAUGGGUGGUGUUUGGCCCAACAGCAGUGACCCUUCCUGCACAGGAAUCAUUGCUCACCCUAACCACUUCGCUAGACAGGGAGGACCACCGGUUGGAGGAACUGGUGUCCAAAUUUUGGCAAAUGGAGGAAAUAGCAGUGGUUGACGAUCUGCCAGAGAAUGAAUGUGCGCAGAUCUUCGAGACCACUCAUAGCCGUACCUUAGACGGCCGUUAUAUCGUACACUUACCUUUGCGACGAAAGGCAACGGAACUAGGUGACUCUUACGCACUGGCAUUACGGCAAUUUCAUAGACUGGAGCGUCGCAUGGUUGCGGAUCCAGUCCUUAGGGAAAACUACAUUUCAUUUAUGAGGGAGUAUGCAGCACUCGGACACAUGGAACUAGUACAACCACCUUAUGAUCAUACCAAUUGCUACUACAUUCCUCAUCAUGCGGUCACAACGAAGUUCCGCGUGGUGUUCAACGCUUCGGCACCUACCAGCACUGGAAUCUCACUGAACGAUGUUCAACUGGUAGGUCCGACCCUACAGGAUUCGCUGAGUAGUAUACUUUUACGUUUUCGGCGCUAUCGAGUGGCGAUAACUGCGGACAUAGAGAAGAUGUUCAGGCAAGUAUUGGUUGCAUCUGAACAUCGCGACUAUCAACGAAUUAUAUGGCGAGAGACUCCUGCAGACGAGAUCCAGGUGUAUCGCCUGAAGACCAUCACAUAUGGCAUGGCAUGCAGUCCUUACAAUGCAGUACGAGCCCUACAACAAUGUGCUUAUGAUAAUUCAGCUGUGGUUCCCGAAAGGCAACAAGGGACGCGGGCUCGAGCUGCGAUAUUAACCUCGUUUUAUGUUGACGACUUCUUAACGAGUUGUGAAAGCGUUACCGAAGCAGUGGAGCUGGCUAAGAACGUGGACGCCAUCUUAUCUGCGGGACAGUUCACUCUAAGGAAAUGGAACUCGAACGAUAGUCAGGUAAUGAUUCGUUUAUCUAAUGAGCCGUCACUUUCUAAUUAUGUCUUCCAUGCUGGUGAGGCUUCCGUUUUGGGCUUAAGAUGGGACGCACUGGAGGAUCAGUUAUUCUUUCGCGUCGAGUUAUGUCAAGGAGUAGAAAUUCCAACGAAGCGCCGUGUACUCAGCGAGGUGGCACGACUCUUCGAUCCUACUGGAUUCUUAUCGCCUGUUAUCGUAACAGGGAAAAUAUUCAUUCAGCGACUAUGGUCUGCGGGUCUAUCCUGGGACUCACCAUUACCUGAUGAUCUUUGCCGCGAAUGGCUGAAGUAUCGGUCACAGCUUCCGGAGCUCAAUCAAAUUCGUAUCGAACGGUGGAUGGGAAUGAUUCCACGCGUUCAGACAUCAUUUCAUGGGUUUUGCGAUGCCAGCUCACAUGCUUAUGCAGCAGUUAUUUACGCGAAGACGUCGAACACAAACGGUGCGAUGCGUUUCACACUUCUAACGGCACGUACCAAAGUGGCACCACUUAAAAUCGCUACCAUUCCACGCCUGGAACUUGCAGCAGCGCUGCUUCUUGCCGAGACAUUCCAGAACGUGCGAGAUUCUUUGGGAUUAGUUGACGUUCCCUACCAUCUGUGGUCGGACUCAGCAAUCGUAUUGUGUUGGCUCAGGAAGGAUCCAGCAACACUUAAACCAUUUAUAUCAAAUCGGGUUCGUAGAAUACAGGAGCUGACAUCCCCCGCCCGAUGGCAUCACAUUCGUUCGGCUCAUAACCCAGCUGAUUGUGCCAGUAGAGGUAUCACACCCGCCGAGCUAUUAGUACAUCCCCUUUGGUGGCAUGGACCUAAGGAGGCAGAGAUGAUGUAUGGGGACAGUAGUGAUGUUCCUCUCAGCAAGGAUGAGUCAGAUGUCUUACUCGCCGAAAACCGAAAUACCACCAAAUUUAUUGUACUCAUUUCACAUCCGUUGUAUACUCGUCGUCCAAACGGACACGCUAUUUUGUUAACUGAACGGUUCAGUAGUAUCACUCGAUUGUUGGGUACAUUGGCCAUUAUACUGCGCUGGUUAAGAAGGCGUCGACACUUUCGUCAACCGGUGAUCGUUGCUCAGGAGUUGGAAGACGCAUUAUACACUAUAAUCCGUUUAGAGCAAGAGGAACAUUUUGCAAAUGAAAUUCGACAAUUGACGUCUCGUUCAGGUUUGUCAUCUUCCAGUCGGAUAAUACCUUUAAACCCAUUCCUAGACAAGAACCAAAUCCUCCGUGUGGGGGGACGCAUCCAACAGGCCGAACUAGGGCAUGAUCAGCGAUUCCCGAUUAUUUUGCCAAAGUCAACGCCGUUGGUCAAGCUUUUACUAAAUCAGGCGCAUGAGAUUACACUGCAUGGAGGCACGCAACUCAUGCUGAACACUCUUCGUCAACGCUUCUGGAUUCUGAGUGCCAGGCAAGCAGUCAAGAGUUUCAUCCAUAACUGCACAGUAUGCCGCCGUCAUAGAGGGGAAGUCCUGAAGCAACAAAUGGCUUCCUUACCCGGGCAGAGGAUCAGAGCAGCAAGGCCGUUCAUAUCAUCUGGUGUCGAUUACUGUGGACCUUUUACGCUACGCAUCGGAACGAAACGCUCUCGAACGCACAUCAAGACGUACCUCGCAAUAUUCGUAUGCAUGGUUACCAAGGCCGUGCACAUUGAGGUGGUUGAUGACCUAUCGGCACAGGCCUUUCUAGAUACUUUUACUCGUUUCGUCAGCCGACGCGGUCCCUGCCGGGAUUUAUAUAGUGACAAUGGUACAGCCUUUGUUGGUGCCAACCGCCUUUUGAAGGAGGAUCUUGCAGCAUGGCAGGGUGAGAAUAAUCAGCGAUCGUUAGCAGAUUCGGGCACACGUUGGCAUUUCAUCACACCCAGUGCGCCACAUCAAGGAGGCCUCUGGGAGGCUGCUGUGAAGUCCGCUAAGCAUCAUUUGACACGAUGUGUGGGUACGCAGGUCAUGUGGUAUGGUCAACUACAGACACUAGCCGUAAGAAUAGAGGCCUGUCUCAAUUCCCGUCCUAUAACCCCACUUUACGACGAUCCUGAAGAGAAACUUGCAUUAACCCCAGGUGAUUUCCUGAUUGGGUCGCCACUCCUAGCGGUCCCUGAACCAGAUAUCAACCAUAUUCCUAGCAACCGGCUGAAACAAUGGCAAUGGAUACGUCAAAUUCAACAAGGAUUUUGGAAGCGGUGGAGUGAGGAGUAUCUAACCAUUCUGCAGAGACGCCACAAAUGGUUUCGACGCACGAGGAAUAUAAGGGUGGACGAUAUCGUUCUAGUCAAACAAGAGAACCUGCCUCCCACUCACUGGUGCCUGGGUCGAGUGACAACACUACAUCCCGGAGCGGAUGGAGUGGUCCGCAAUGUCACGUUGAGAACCGCUAGAGGAUACAUGAAACGAGCCAUCCAGAAACUAUGUCUAUUGAUAGAGAAGGAAGAUUUCGAGUCGACCGACUCGACCGGGCAGGAUGUUUAG
Messenger RNA from Bactrocera oleae (olive fruit fly), 3666 nucleotides. The record is from RefSeq and is a predicted model, not a curated record. Lineage: Eukaryota; Metazoa; Arthropoda; Insecta; Diptera; Tephritidae.